This is a messenger RNA of Populus euphratica (Euphrates poplar), 1646 nucleotides long. Its product is annotated as vinorine synthase-like. Lineage: Eukaryota; Viridiplantae; Streptophyta; Magnoliopsida; Malpighiales; Salicaceae. The record is from RefSeq and is a predicted model, not a curated record. The transcript has a single exon. Bases 102 to 1394 code for a protein of 430 amino acids.
AUUCCUCCCUCUAUAAAUCUCAUGUUGGAUGUUCUGUAAUGAAUCAAAUCACUGAGUUAUCUUCAACUACCACUUUUCUUUCGAAUUAGGAAGGGAACAACAUGGAAAUUCAAAUUAUUUCUAAGGAAAUCAUCAAGCCCUCUGCUCCAACACCUCACCACCUAAAAACCUAUAAGCUCUCAGCUGUCGACCAGCUUGCUGCUUUUGCAGCGGAUAUCCCUAUCAUUCUUUUUUAUUCCCCAACAGAUGAAAUUUCCAGCAAAACCUCUGAUUAUCUAAAGAAAUCCUUCGCUAAAACGCUAACACUCUUCUACCCUUUUGCUGGACGAAUAAAAGAUGCUUCAUCCAUUGAUUGCAAUGAUGAUGGAGCCAGUUAUAUUGAAGCCCAUGUAGCAGGCAACAUGUCCAUGAUACUUCAACAGCCAGACAUGGAUCAAUUGGAACAGCUACAGUCAUGCAAGCCUGACGAAAACGUUGAUGAGCCCAGCGGCAAGGGAAUGCUAGCAGCCCAAGUGAAUUAUUUUGAUUGUGGUGGGAUGGCAAUCAGUGUUCGCAUUCGCCAUCGAAUAGGUGAUGCAUCCUCAGUGGCAAGUUUUGUUAAAUGCUGGAGUGCAAUUUGUUGUGGUAUUUAUGAUAAUAGUGCAGGAACGGUUGUUGAUUGCUCCUCACUCUUCCCUCCGCAAGAUUUGUCAGGCAUCUCAUUCUUAUACAAUCCUAUACCUCGUAGUUCAUUCAAUAUAUCUACGAAAAGAUUCGUGUUUGAGGGUCCUAAGCUAGCUGCGCUAAGAGGAAAGUUGUGCAACGGGCCAUAUUUGAAUCGUCCAACCCGGUUCGAGGCUGUAUCUGCCCUUAUUUGGGGUGUUGUUGGAGAAGAUAGUGAGUCUAAAAAGGUAAAUAAACCCGCAACAAUUGCCGUGGAUUUGCGGAAAAGAAUGGAUCCACCCCUACCACAACAUUGUAUUGGAAAUAUAGUCCAUUUGGCUGUGGCAAAUUGGGAAAAUAAAGUGGUGGACUAUAAUGGUUUAGCUGGAAAAAUUCAUGAGUCAAUAAGCAUGAUAAACAGUGACUAUGUGAGGCAGGUUUACGCAGACGGCACCUUCUUCAGUUUAAUGAGACAAAGAAUGGCGGAGAAGGCACAAGAUCCUGAUAACUUUAGGGGUGUAAUUGGUUUCAGUAGUUGGUGUAAAUUUCGAUUUUACGAGGUUGAUUUUGGAUGGGGAAAGCCCAUUUGGGUAGGCACUUCUUUGAGGCUUUCACCCAACUGGGUCAUGCUAUUGGAUACAAGGGAUGGUGAGGGAAUGGAAGUAAGGAUUGCAUUACCCAACGAAGAAAUGGUCAAGUUUGAACAAAAUCCAGACAUCUUAGCCUAUGCUUCUUUCAUUCCAGCCAUAUGAGCUUUUAUGUCGGAUGCCCUUUUUUUCACCCUUUUUUUAAUGAAAAAUUUGGAUGUUUCAUGUGUAUAAUAAAGGAACCUUAAGAAUUAAUAACAAGGACAUACUCUUGCUUAUUAAGCCUAGUGGUUUGUUCUCGGUCCUCUCCUAUUUAAGGGAUUGAUUGUCAAGGUUUGAGCGUGUACUAGUAGGCACAUGGGGGCCUUUGUUUAAUUAAAUUUCACUGCAAAGGAAAUAAUUCUUUGGUGUUUACAA